CACUGGACCCCGAGCAUACAAUCGAUCAACAAGCAUUGGAGCAUUUAUCUCGAACAAUUGCAAUCAUGCCUGACUUCUUUGACAACCUGCGCCGCUCAUACGUUGAUGUCUCUAUUGAUGAGUCUGGCAUCAACACCGCUGAAUUUUUGGAAGCCUCCGAGGGCUUGGUCUCCAUGUUCGACCUGAUUGGCUCUGCCGCUUUCUCUGUGGUUCAGAAGGACAUGACUGGUAACGUCAAGAAAAUCAGGGAUAGGCAGCUCGCCCACCCUUCGACUUCAAUGACCCUAGAGAGCUUGGUCGAGAACGAAGUUAAGGAAAAGAACCGCACUGCCACCCAGGGUUUGCUGUGGUUGACUCGCGGUCUUUCCUUUACCGCAGCAGCUCUGCGCCGUAACGUGGACAACUCUGCCGAGGAGUUGUCUACCAGCUUCACCAAGGCCUAUGAGAGCACCCUGCGAAAGCACCACUCUAUGCUCGUCCGUCCUGUCUUCUCGCUGGCGAUGAAGGCGUGCCCUUACCGAAAAGAUUUCUACGAGAAGCUCGGCAGUGACCAGGCCAAGGUGCAACAGCAAUUGCAGCAGUGGCUCGGGGCAUUGGAGAAGAUUGUCGCGUCGCUGAACGUGUUCUACGAGAAGACGCAGUACGGCAAGGGUCUCUAAGU
Molecule: messenger RNA, 661 nt
Organism: Saitoella complicata NRRL Y-17804
Lineage: Eukaryota; Fungi; Ascomycota; Saitoellomycetes; Saitoellales; Saitoellaceae
Product: glycolipid transfer protein
Exons: 5
Coding region: 66-659 (197 amino acids)
Biological process (GO): ceramide transport; intermembrane lipid transfer
Cellular component (GO): cytosol; membrane; cytoplasm
Molecular function (GO): ceramide 1-phosphate binding; ceramide 1-phosphate transfer activity
Source: RefSeq, a predicted model, not a curated record